CGUCCAAGUACCUGCUUCACGCUUCAGUUCAAAAUCAGCGGAGUUGUUCUCUUGUCUGUUCAGUUUUAAAGUUAUCGAGUAAAAAUAUGCCUCGGUCAUUCUUGCAAACAAUACGAGAUUACAAAGAAGGAAGCCAUCAUUGCGAAGGAAGUGGUCACUAUGUCAUGACAACAAGGUCAGGCCUAAGCAUCCGCAAAACUCCAAUACCACAAAGCAAUCUGCCCACAAGCACUAAAGUAACACCUCCAGGGGACUCUUACAAAGUCAAGAGGGUGAUGAAAGACAAACCACUUAGUCUACUUCCAAUUGUUACCCGGCACAAACUGAAUGAAAAGCGACACCUUCUUCUUGAAGCUGGAGAGCGACUCGACAUGAAAUGGACUGAAGAUCCAAACUUUUAUAGAGCGCGCCAGAGGCAACCCACAAGUUAUUUGGACUAUGGUUCAGACUCGGAUGACAGUACACUGACAACAGACAGCGGGAUAUCAUCUGAAACAGGCUCUUUCCAGAAUGUUACCUACCCACAUUCAAUGAUAUCCCAAGGUGGCUCCAAGGGCUAUACUCACCCAUAUUCUCCCCUGAUUGAUGUAGUGAGUGUUGAUGAAGGUGACAAUAUGAUGACACAAACAUUGAACCCUGCCUCCCCUAGCAGUAGUAGACGAAAGCAAAUCUUGGGGGAUCGCACUCGACCAAGUAAUCACGCCCAAGUACAAGACUAUUGCAGUCCGAUAGCAGGUGGCUCAAGAGCUCUGACAGGGUGUUGCCAGACAGGGCUGUGUGGCCGCCCAGGAUGUAUUAAACCCACCAGGGGUGGAGGUCCUGAGAUGUUCACUGCCUCAGAAAACCUCGAGUUCCUCAAACUUCAAGUUCAGGCCCAUAUGUAUGUCACAGAUACAAACGGACGUCGUAUACACAAGUGCCUCGUCUGUGAUAAGGUCUUUAGCAUAUUCCUAGCAUAUAGUAUGCACGUACGCACACAUUUCAAGACGAAAAACCGAUGUCCGGUUUGUGGGAAAAUCUUCACAAGAUCUUGGCUUUUGAAAGGACAUAUGCGAGUUCAUACUGGAGAACGUCCCUUUAAAUGCCCUUAUCCUAACUGCCCAAAAGCUUUUGCUGAUAAAUCAAAUCUCAGGUCACAUCAAAUGAUUCACACAACAAAACAGAAGAUCCACAUGUGUACAGGAUGUAAUCGGGCCUUCGCUCAGAAGAGAUACUUACAUAAGCAUAUGUUGGAAGUUUGUAAGCAACAGUUACCUCCUGAUACACAAAACGACAACUAGAAAAAUAGUGAUAUCCUAACAUAACACAUGAAGUUUUAUAAGCAAAAGUUAUAUCCUGAUACAUAGUUGGAUUUUAAGCAAAAGUGAUAUCCAAACAUGACCACAUGUUGGAGUUUCGAAAUCAACAUGUCACCUACUACUGUCCCAAUAGACAAAUUGGUUAAAACAGCUAAGUACGUGUAGCUCAACAUUUUAUUAAACAAUGAACACACUAGUGAAAAUUAAGAAAAUUCUUGAAUGAUAUUAGUAUAGAACACUUGGUAAGCUUUCUCGCAGUGAACUUUUAGGCACAGUGAUAGAAGUGAGUCCAUAUAAAUGUAGAGUGCUGUUAAGUCAGAUAUGAACAUGCCCUUACAUCUGCUGACAGCAACAUAAAAUUGUUAUCAGAAAAUCCAGUCUGAUGUUUCAAAAUCAAUUGAAAAUAUAAAAAUAAAUAACAGAAAGAUAUUAGACAGCAGAUAUAGAAUUGAAUUAGUCAUGGACAUGGCCAGGAUCUAAAGAGAGGCGAGGGAAAAAAUAGGGUAGGCAAAUCUAGAUAAGGCAAAUUUAAAUAGGUGAGGCAAAUUUAAAUAAGUGAGGCAAAUUUAAAGAGAUGAGGCAAAUUUAA
Molecule: messenger RNA, 1887 nt
Organism: Owenia fusiformis
Lineage: Eukaryota; Metazoa; Annelida; Polychaeta; Sabellida; Oweniidae
Source: the annotation of a GenBank genome assembly